CAGCCUGUAGAAAAAGAUUAAUAUAUAAAAUAGGGGUUUUGAUCCGUGAUUGGUAAUGAUGGCAGCGACACCGGAGAACGACGACGACGACCUAUCCGCGGGGAAAUCGACGGCGCUGCACGAUAUGACGACUUUCUCCCGCCACCGCUUCGGAAGCUCAAAUAGUUCGGAAGAUGAGUUCUUCAUCACCAUUAUUGAGAAUAUGAAAGAAGAAUACGGUCUGUUUGUGUGGCCGUGUAGUGUUAUUUUAGCGGAGUACGUUUGGCAGCAAAGAUCACGCUUUUCCGGCACCACCGUUGUGGAGCUUGGUGCAGGAACUUCAUUGCCUGGAUUAGUUGCUGCAAAAUUGGGUGCAGAUGUCACACUGACAGACGAUUCAAACAGACCUGAGGUCUUGGCUAACAUGAGAAGGCAGUGUGACUUGAACAAUGUGAAGUGUAAGAUAAUGGGUCUUACAUGGGGACAGUGGGACUCAAAUGUCUUUGAUCUACACCCAAACAUUAUCCUUGGAGCUGAUGUUCUUUAUGAUGCAAAUGCUUUCGAUGAUCUUUUUGCUAGCGUGACAUUUUUGCUUGAGAAUUCGCCAUCGUCUGUUUUUAUGACUACUUAUCACAGUAGAAGCGGGCAUCAUCUGAUUGAAUUUUUGAUGGUGAAGUGGGGGUUGAAGUGUGUGAAGCUUCUUGAUGGAUUCUCAUUCAUGCCAGCCCAGAAAGCAUCUGGUUUGAGUGGUGAUAUCCAGUUAGUUGAGAUUGCUUUGGAUGGACAGUAAACAAUACUGUAGAAUAUGACCAACUCACCCUUUUUCUUUGAUCGCAAGUCAAAUAGCUUCAUAUUACGUAGUAUGAAGUAAUAUGACGUUCAUGAUCUUCAGAAUCUCGUGAUCUUCCAAUUAUUACGUCAUUAUAGUUAUCACAUGUAGUAAUUAUUUUCAGAGUAUUUUAUAAUCAUUAAAAGUGUGUUUGGCAUAGCUGGUUUUUUAUGUAAUUUUAGAAUGGAAUACUCAAUAAUGGAUUAUGAUCAAAAUCAGUUUUUGUU
This is a messenger RNA of Cuscuta europaea, 1035 nucleotides long. NCBI's taxonomy places the organism in Eukaryota, Viridiplantae, Streptophyta, Magnoliopsida, Solanales, Convolvulaceae. The record is from the annotation of a GenBank genome assembly.